AUGUCGGAUAAUCGACCAACAUAUGAUAGCUCUUCAUCAGAUGAAGAGCCUAGUAAUCACUUUCAUAUUCAAUUACCUCAGCGACAAUUAAACUUACAAGAAAUCAGAAAGCAAAACUAUAAAAAGCAUGAAAAACCCACCAUUGCUAAACAAACUGCUAGUAACCUAGCAAAAGCAAAGAAGAUAACAGCCGGCAGCAAUCAUAAAUUUGGUAACAAUAAUGAUAAACAUUUGAGGAACUUGUCUGCUGCGACAAAUAGAAGAAGUCUCAUCUCACCCACAUCCUCAACACAUGUCAGUUCAGACGAUGAUGACGAGGAUGACGAUUCCCCUUUUCAUGACGGCCAGUUUAACGAUGACAAAAAUUUAAAUGUUUUUGAUAACACAAAGAACAAUUUAUCUCAUUUUCAGUUCAACGCAGAUGGAAUUAAACCCAAAUCUUUACAUGGCCAAGGUGACGACAGUAGUGACGAUGAUGGCAACGGUAUUGACGACAUCGAAGAUGAAACACAUAGUGACUUUGCUGUUUUGAAUCAAAAUCAUCCUCCUCAACAAUAUUAUGAAACAGAUUCAUCUGACGAGGACGAAGAAGAAGAGGAAGAAAAUAACAAAGUGCCAAAAGCAGUGCACAAGACGUAUUCAAAUGCUUCAUCGGGUCGUUCAAGUCGCAUCUCAAGAAAAAAAUCAAUGAGUGAGACUACUGAUACGCGAGCACCAAUAUCCCCAAGAAUGCCUUCUAUGGGAAGGAGAUCUACAAGCUCGAAUCGUUCCAGAGAAAGUACUGGUAGGAGAAGUACCACGUCUGGAGACACCAACAUUUCUGGUUCUGGAGGAAGACUCAAGGGAAUAUUAAGAAAAAUGUCAUUAGUUGAUUCUACUCCAGUCGAUUCAAUGAACCAAGACAUCUCCCAUAGCGAUACAUUUUUAGGUCGUGUUUUGAAUUUUGGGACUAAUCAAGGGUUGAGCGGUGGUGGUUUAGCACCGGGCGCUUCCAGAGUGAUUAAAGAAGAAGAUGAAAGAGGGUGGAACCUUGAUGAAGAAAGAAGAGUAGGUUUUGCUGCUCAUGAGAAUGACCGUGAUGCCUUCGAAAUGCAACCCUUAAAUUUCGAAGAUUUAAGUGAAGAGGCAAAACAAUUGAUUCAGCAACAUGUCCCUGGUGCUGGGACCAAUAGCUUAAGUCACUCUCAGCAAUCGAGUGCUGCCCCUAGCACUGAAAUCUCUCCUAGUCAAAGUCCAAGUCAACAUUUACUCAAUGAAAAGAUAAACAAUAAUAAAAACAACAAACAAUCCACAGCGGCAGAAUCAUCAUCUUUAUCUUCCUCUCCAGGGGUGGAUGAGGAGCUAGCACAAAGACGUGCAUCAGAAGAACGCAAAAAAGCUGAAAACCCAUUUUACACACCUAAUCCGGAUUUAUUUUUACGCGGAGCAAAUCCCAACAAUCAAGAGCUCCACCAAGCACCCAAUGACUUUCUUCAUGAUAUGGAUGGUGACUACAUUGCGCCACCCAAACAAGUUCAAGCUGGGGUUUUGUCAUCGUUGUUAAGAUUAUAUCAAAAUCCACAGGAACAAAAAUCUGCCAGCUCCUUGAGCAGAGUAAGCACUGGUACAACUGGCACAGCAUCAAUUGAUGAUAGUUAUGAUUCAGACGAUUAUAAAGACUUCAAGAGCUCCCUGAAUGUUGACUUGCAACACAAAUUAAAGCUGGGGAUUAAAGGAGGCUCCAAAGCAAUGUUUAAUAAGGCAGCUCAAAAACUCAAACAUCAUUCGCAUACUCGUACCAACACUGUUGAAACUCAAGGCUCGUCAAACCUGGAGGAGUUUUCCAACGAUAAAUUUGAGUUAUCUAAUGGUAAUGACGAUGAGAAUGUAAUGAACACCAAUUUACCAUCAUUCCAAAAUGCUCGUCCAAAAAUGCCCAAGAGAAAGACAACAGAACCAGUACAAAAGUUGAAAAAAUUGAGACAUAAGCAACGUGCCGAAAGAUUGAGAAUCACGGUUCACAUUGCUGAUAUAUUGCAACGUCAGCGGUUUAUUAUGAAUAUGUGUCGAGCCUUGAUGUUGUUUGGGGCACCAACCCAUCGUUUGGAAGAAUAUAUGGUUAUGACGUCAAGGGUCUUGGAGAUUGAUGGGCAAUUUAUCUAUUUUCCUGGAUGUAUGUUAAUUUCAUUUGGUGAUGCUGCCACAAGAACCUCUGAAGUCCAUUUAGUUAGGUGUGCCCAAGGAAUCAAUCUAUCUAAAUUGGCCGAUACUCAUAAGAUUUAUAAAUCGGUGAUUCAUGAUUUAAUUGGGGUUGAAGAUGCUUCCAAAAAGCUAGAUGACUUAUUGAAAAGCAAAAGUCGAUACCCACCUUGGUUGUGUGUUUUCUUCUAUGGGUUGGGCUCAUUGGCUGUGACGCCAUUUGCUUUUGAAGGCGGAUGGCUAGAUUUACCUAUAUCAUUCGGUGUUGGGUUGUGUGUUGGGUAUUUGCAGUUUUAUGUCUCAUCCAUAUCCAAUUUGUAUUCGUCAGUGUUUGAAGUAUCAGCAGCCAUUGUGGUGGCUUUCAUUGCUCGAGGAAUUGGGUCAAUUAAAGGUGGAAAGUUAUUUUGUUUCCUGGCCAUUGCUCAAGGUUCAUUGGCGAUUAUCUUGCCGGGGUAUAUUAUUUUGUGUGGUUCGCUAGAAUUGCAGUCAAGAAAUUUGGUGGCAGGUGCCGUUCGAAUGUUUUAUGCGAUUAUUUAUUCGUUAUUUUUAGGGUUUGGUAUUACUUUGGGAGCUGCAUUGUAUGGAUGGAUUGAUCACAAUGCUACUUCGGCCAAUUCUUGUCCAGUGGGUCACGGUAUUAGGGACGAGUGGAGAAUUUUGUUUGUACCGAUGUUUGCCUUAUGUUUAGGGUUAAUUAAUCAGGCUCGGUGGAAUCAAGUGCCAAUUAUGAUUGUUAUUGCUGGUAUCGGUUACAUUGGGUCAUACUAUGCCGGGAAGCAUUUUGCUACGGUGACUGAAUUCACUGCAUGUAUUGGUGCAUUUAUUGUUGGAGUUUUGGGAAACUUGUAUUCCAGAAUCUGGAAAGGGAUGGCAGUGUCAGCGAUGUUGCCGGCAAUUUUUGUUCAAGUGCCUUCCGGUAUUGCUUCCAAGAGUUCAUUGAUAUCUGGAUUGAACACUGCUGAUCAAAUCACGAACAAAAGUAGUAGUAACGGUGGUGGAACAGUAACAACAGAUGCCAGUUCAUUGAGUUUUGGUGCAACAAUGGUGGAAGUGUCCAUUGGUAUCAGUGUGGGAUUAUUUGCAGCAGCGUUAAUUAUUUAUCCAUUUGGAAAGAAAAGGACAGGGUUAUUUGCCUUAUAG
Candida dubliniensis CD36 is the source of this 3318-nucleotide messenger RNA. Its product is annotated as pheromone-regulated protein. Gene Ontology annotation, biological process: transmembrane transport. The record is from RefSeq and is a predicted model, not a curated record. Lineage: Eukaryota; Fungi; Ascomycota; Pichiomycetes; Serinales; Debaryomycetaceae. Bases 1 to 3318 code for a protein of 1105 amino acids. The transcript has a single exon. Gene Ontology annotation, molecular function: transmembrane transporter activity.